This is a messenger RNA of Macrosiphum euphorbiae (potato aphid), 225 nucleotides long. NCBI's taxonomy places the organism in Eukaryota, Metazoa, Arthropoda, Insecta, Hemiptera, Aphididae. The record is from the annotation of a GenBank genome assembly.
AUGCUUACCAUUGAUGAAUUUGGAGCUGGAUGUCCAGAGGUUUUCUGUAUCAGCAACAGGAUUGAUUCUAUAGCUAUUUCUCAGUUUUUUAAAUCUGUUAAAGGAAAAAUGGGUCUUAUUCCUGCCAAAAUAUUGAUGUCUGAUGAUGCUCCGACAUAUAUCAACUCCUGGACAAAGAUAAUGGGCAAGCCUCAACACCAUUUAAUUUGCAAACUGGCAUAUUGA